GUUGGACUCCAGGCAGUGGCUCUAGAAGAAGGUAGACAGAGAGCAAAGCAUUAGGACAACGUAGAGCUGAGAAAAGUCAGUGGAAAUGAGGACUCUUCUGAUUCAGCUGUUGCUGUGUGCGGCAGUCUGCUCAGGCUCCCCACGGGACAGAGCUGCAAGGGACAAGGACAACAGCAUGGAACUUGUUCAGCAAUACUUAGAAAACUACUACAACCUUGAAAAGGAUGUGAAACAGUUUGUUAGAAGAAAAGACAGUGGUCCUGUUGUUAAAAAAUUACAAGAAAUGCAGAGGUUCCUGGGGCUGAAGGUGACGGGGAAGCUGGACUCCGACACUCUGGAGGUGGUGCUUAAGCCCAGAUGUGGGGUUCCUGACGUUGGUCACUUCAGCACCUUUCCUGGCACGCCCAAGUGGAGGAAGACUCACCUCACUUACAGGAUUGUGAACUAUACACUGGAUCUGCCAAGAGAUGCUGUUGAUUCUACCAUUAAGAAAGCUCUGAAAGUCUGGGAAGACGUGACUCCACUUAAAUUCUCCAGGAUUUCCGAAGGAGAGGCUGACAUCAUGAUCACUUUUGCAGUUCGAGACCAUGGAGACUUUAACCCUUUUGAUGGACCGGGAAAAGUUUUGGCGCACGCGUAUCCACCGGGGCCAGGAAUUUAUGGAGAUGCUCACUUUGAUGAUGAUGAACAAUGGACGAAGGAUGUAUCGGGGACCAAUUUAUUCCUUGUUGCUGCUCAUGAACUUGGCCAUUCCCUGGGUCUCUUUCAUUCAACCAAUAGUGAAGCUCUGAUGUACCCAAUCUACAACGCGCUCACAGACCUGGCUCGGUUCCGCCUUUCUCAAGAUGAUGUGAAUGGCAUUCAGUCCCUGUACGGACCGCCCCCUUCUUCCCCUAAGGACACCGUGAUGCCCACGGAAUCGGUGCCUCCAGAACCCGGGACACCAGCCGCGUGUGAUCCCACUUUGUCCUUUGAUGCGAUCAGCACCCUGAGGGGAGAAGUCCUGUUCUUUAAAGACAGACAUUUUUGGCGCAAAUCCCUCAGGAUACUCGAGCCUGAAUUUCAUUUGAUCUCCUCAUUUUGGCCAUCUCUUCCUUCGUACGUAGAUGCUGCCUAUGAAGUUAUCAGCAAAGACACUGUUUUCAUCUUAAAAGGAAGUCAGUUCUGGGCCAUCAGAGGGAAUGAGGUGCAAGCAGGCUAUCCAAGAGGCAUCCACACCCUGGGCCUUCCGCCAACUGUAAGGAAAAUAGAUGCAGCCAUUUCUGAUAAGGAAAAGAAGAAAACAUACUUCUUCGUAAAGGACGAAUACUGGAGGUUUGAUGAGAGGAGACAAUCCAUGGAGCCAGGCUUUCCCAGGCAGAUAGAGGAAGACUUUCCAGGGGUUGGCCCCCAUGUGGAUGCGGUUUUUGAAGCGUUUGGGUUCUUCUAUUUCUUCAAUGGAUCUUUGCAGUUGGAGUUUGACCCAAAUGCAAAGAAAGUGACACAUGUCUUGAAGAGUAACAGCUGGUUGAAUUGUUAGGAGAGAUGCUUAGAAGGCAAAACAUGGAUAUUCUAAGUGAAGCUGACCACUCUUCACCUAAGUCUUUGUGGGUUGAAAUGGUUCAUUUUCUCCUGUGUGUGCCGUGACUGAGCACUCCAGUGUGGACUGGGCUUCUGGCCAGUUAGCUUCAUGUAUUACAGGGCAUUCAAACCAUGGGCUGUGAGCUUGCACUUUGGUUCCAUGGAGCAGCGUCCCAGGGAGCUGGGGGGAGCAGUCCUGCAACAGACAAGCCACUGUAUAUAGAUGGUUGCUUAUUAUUUAAUAAAAGAGGAUUUGCCAGUUA
Vicugna pacos (alpaca) is the source of this 1823-nucleotide messenger RNA. RefSeq names its product stromelysin-1. Lineage: Eukaryota; Metazoa; Chordata; Mammalia; Artiodactyla; Camelidae. Gene Ontology annotation, cellular component: extracellular matrix. Gene Ontology annotation, molecular function: zinc ion binding; metalloendopeptidase activity. Gene Ontology annotation, biological process: collagen catabolic process; extracellular matrix organization; proteolysis. The record is from RefSeq and is a predicted model, not a curated record.